UUGGAGGCGGAGAGGGAGAGGACGGUGGGGUUCAUUUGUUGCCAUAGUGAAAAAGUAGAUUACGCACCAACAGCAUGAUGCGCUGAUGGACGCGUGAGGGAUGCUGUGUUUCGCCAGGGACAUUCACCUGUCCUGCAACCAAAGGUUGCACUGCUGCACCUAUCUCAGCCCUUGCAGUGAUGGUACCACUCUGAAAUCCGAGGCGCAAGAACGACAAGUCAAAAGAAAGGAAUACAUUUUCAUCCACUCAUAAAAACUCCUCUGUGCCACAAGCUUCUGCCAUGGCCAUGAAAAAUGUUUCUCGGACAAGUAGUUUCCUGUGACGGCACAGCGCAAAAUAUGAGAUCCGCUUCCCCUAUGUUGCCUCAACAGGCCAAGAUGAUGCUUUGGCUGCUGCUAGUUCUCUCCAUUUGGGUUGGAUCUUAUCAAGCUGAAUCGGCCCAGUCCGAACGACGGGUUGUAACACACAUACCCGGUGACAUCAUCAUCGGAGCUUUGUUCUCCGUCCAUCAUCAGCCUCCUGCUGACAAGGUGCACGAGCGCAAGUGCGGUGCGGUGCGAGAGCAGUACGGCAUCCAGAGGGUCGAGGCCAUGAUGUACACGCUGGACCGCAUCAACACCGACCCCAACAUCCUCCCCAACAUCUCCCUGGGCUGCGAGAUCCGGGACUCCUGCUGGCACUCCGCCGUGGCUCUGGAACAGAGCAUCGAGUUCAUACGGGACUCGCUCGUCUCCUCUGACGAGGCCGAGGAGUGGGGGGGAGGAGGUCCCAUGGGAGGGGGAGGCGGAGGAGGGACGUCGGUGAAGUGCGCCGACCCCUCCGCCACUCCGAUGCGGGGGAAGAAGCCCAUCGUGGGUUUGAUUGGACCGGGGUCGAGCUCGGUGGCCAUCCAGGUCCAGAACCUUCUACAGCUGUUCAACAUACCACAGAUUGCCUACUCUGCCACCAGCAUGGACCUCAGUGACAAGAGCCUUUACAAGUACUUCAUGCGGGUGGUGCCUUCGGAUGCCCAGCAGGCAAGAGCUAUGGUGGACAUCGUCAAGAGAUACAACUGGAGCUACGUCUCUGCCAUACACACCGAAGGCAAUUAUGGUGAAAGUGGGAUGGAAGCAUUCAAGGAUAUGGCAGCCAAGGAGGGCAUCUGCAUCGCCCACUCUGGUAAAAUCUGGAGCAAUGCUGGAGAGCAGAGCUUCGACCGGCUGCUGGAGAGGCUGAGAGGCCACUUGCCCAAAGCCAGAGUGGUGGCCUGUUUCUGUGAAGGCAUGACCGUCCGUAACAUCCUCAUGGCCAUGAGACGCCAGGGACUGGUCGGAGAGUUCCUACUCAUCGGCAGUGACGGCUGGGCGGACCGGUACGAUGUAACAGAUGGCUACGUUAGAGAAGCGGCGGGUGGUAUCACCAUCAAGCUCCAGUCGGCUGAUGUGAAGUGGUUUGACGAGUACUACCUGAAACUUCGUCCUGAAAACAACCAGAGGAACCCCUGGUUUCCAGAGUUCUGGCAGCAUCGCUUCCAUUGUCGACUCAAAGGUCACCCGCAAGAGAGCUUCAAAUACAACCGCACCUGUAGUAAGCGAGAGUCGCUUCGGCAGCAGUACGCACAGGACACGAAGAUGGGCUUUGUCAUUAAUGCCAUCUACUCGAUGGCAUAUGGCUUGCAUAACAUGCAACGGGCGCUGUGCCCAGGCUAUCAGGGCCUGUGUGAUGCCAUGCGACCCAUAGAUGGUGCUACACUGCUGGACUUCUUGAUGAAAACAAACUUCACAGGCGUUUCCGGAGAGGGAAUCUUAUUCGACGCUAACGGAGACUCACCUGGCAGGUACGAAAUAAUGAACUUUAAAAAGAUGGGGAAGGACUAUUACGACUACAUAAACGUUGGCAGCUGGGACAACAGAGGCUUGAAGAUAGACGAUGACGAAAUCUGGCCUAACAGAGACGGCAUAAUCAAGUCAGUCUGCAGCGAACCCUGUGAUAAAGGACAGAUUAAGGUGAUCCGUAAAGGCGAGGUAAGCUGCUGCUGGACGUGCACUCCCUGCAAAGAAAAUGAGUUUGUGUUCGACGAAUACACCUGCCGAGCCUGUGAACUGGGCUCCUGGCCUACUUUUGACCUCACAGGCUGUGACCCGAUCCCAGUGGAAUACCUGCGGUGGGGAGACCCUGAACCCAUUGCUGCUGUGGUCUUUGCCUGCCUCGGUCUGAUGUUCACAUUCUUCGUCACUGCAGUCUUCAUCAGGUUCCGCGAUACCCCCGUUGUGAAAUCUUCCAGCAGAGAGCUCUGUUACAUAAUACUGGCGGGGAUCUGCCUGGGGUACCUGUGUACCUUCAGCCUCAUAACCAAACCCCACGUCGUCCACUGCUACCUCCAACGACUGGGAAUCGGCCUGUCGCCCGCCAUGAGCUACUCUGCGCUUGUCACCAAGACAAACCGCAUCGCCCGGAUCCUGGCAGGCAGCAAGAAGAAGAUCUGUACGAAGAAACCUCGCUUCAUGUCUGCCUGCGCUCAGCUUGUCAUUGCCUUCCUCCUCAUACUGCUGCAGCUGGGCAUCAUCGUGGCACUCUUCCUCAUGGAGGCGCCUGCGGUGAUUCAUGACUACCCCAGCAUCCGCCAGGUCAACCUCAUUUGCAACACCACUAACCUGGGUGUGGUUGCUCCAUUGGGAUACAAUGGCCUGCUCAUUCUCAGCUGCACCUUCUAUGCCUUUAAGACUCGCAAUGUCCCAGCUAAUUUCAACGAGGCUAAGUACAUUGCUUUUACCAUGUACACCACCUGUAUCAUCUGGCUGGCGUUUGUACCCAUCUACUUUGGCUCCAACUACAAAAUUAUCACCAUGUGCUUCAGUGUAAGCCUCAGCGCCACGGUGGCGCUGUGCUGCAUGUUCGUACCCAAGGUGUACAUCAUUCUCGCCAAACCAGAGCGUAAUGUGCGCAGUGCCUUCACCACGAGCACAGUGGUGCGCAUGCACGUGGGCGACGGCAAAUCGUCCUCCGCCGCCAGCCGCUCCUCCAGUCUGGUUAACCUGUGGAAGCGCAGAGGCUCUACCGGAGAGACACUCAGCUCCAACGGUAAAUCGGUGUCGUGGGCGCAGACUGAGCGCAGCGGCUCGCGUGGUAACCACCUGUGGCAGCGGCUGUCCUUCCACAUCAAGAAGAAGGAGAACAAUCAGACGGCGGUGAUCAAGCCCUUCUCCAAAACUUUGGAGGAGCGUUACUGUGGAGGGGGCAACCUGCCGCCACAUCUGCCUCUGCCCUCCCUGCCCUCCAUGUCCUCGCUGUCCCUCCACCCCGACGCUGGCCCGGACAAGACCCUGUACGAUCUCUCCGAGGCGGAGGAGCGCUACUCCAUCACGUACCAGCCGCAGACGCCCUCGCCAAUCAGCACGGUCAGCCAGCGGCUGGGGGCGGGUCUCGGGGGGGAGGAGUCCCCGACGCACGGCAUCCCGAACUACCCGGGCAGCGUCUGCAGCGGCGGCAGUGGCAGCGGCAGCGGCAUCAGCUGCGGCCCCGCCAGCAGCUGCGGCCCCGCCAGCAGCGGCUCCCUCGUCGUGGGGAGUGACGGCCGCCUGGUCGCCGCGGACGACCGCCCGGGACCGGCGCCGAGUUCGCUGAUGGACCAGAUCAGCUGCGUGGUGAACCGCUUCACCGCCAACAUCAGCGAGCUCAACAGCAUGAUGCUGUCGUCCUCUCCGACUCACAAGCACACGCCUCCCUCUCCGCACCCCGCCGACCCGUACCUGUUGCCCCGCGAAAUCCCGAUGGCCCCGACCCUGACGACCUACGCCGACGUCCAGCCCCUCCCACCCGUCGAGUCCGGCAUUGGGGGCCGGAGCGGCUGUCUCGUCCACCCCGUCCCUCAUUCGCCUUACCCCCUGCCGCCUCCUCACGGCCACGCCUCCCCGUCCUUCUCCCCCAUGCGGGGCGGGCUGAUGGCCUGCCUCGACAACUCCCCUCUGAGGAGGGGAGAGCUGGAGGAGGAGCUCUUUGCUUUGACUCCGCCGUCGCCUUUCCGCGACUCCCUGGCAUCAAGCAGCGGCUCACCUAUCUCGGAGACAGAUCUGUGUCUCCCCCCGGUCCCCUCCCAUCCUCCUCCCUCUCCCCCGUCGCCGAGGUACAGCAGACUGACACUCGGAAACUACAGCCAGAGUUCAUCCUCACUGUGAGGCGGAGAUGACGCGCAGAGAAGAUGCGGAUGUGGAGGCGAGCGCUCAGAAUCAAGGCGAUCAAUAUGAGGGAAGAGUUUGGGACGAUGGGACGGCCAAAUCCAUUCGUCCCGACGCGGAGUAAAAAGCUGGAGAAAAGGAGUCGUUGAGGGCUGGUCGGUGAAGACAUCGAGCUGUGACAGUCUGCUGUGUUUGUGUUUACAUGUUUGCAGUGAGAUACAAGUGUAAGAAACUUGCCCACGUUGUAUUAUCCUCGUGCAGUUUGGGGCGUGAAGAACUGCCAAAGGGGCCACUAAGACGUUGCGAUGUUUUGGUGUCUGUAAAGUCGCAAGUCAUUCUUAAAGGUCUAGAGCUACGUAUAAUUUAGGUAUGGGUAGUGGCCUUAAGGUAACAUGGCUAUCAACUAAUUAGAGAUUGUGUGUGUGUGUGUGUGUGUGUGUGUGUGUGUGUGUGUGUGUGUGUGUGUGUGUGUGUGUGUGUGUGUGUGUGUGUGUACGUGUGGUGAGUGCAUGUGUGUCUGAGUAGGUUUUUGCUUAGUUUUAGUUAAUGAGAUGUCUUGUAACAUGACAUUGAAGAGUAUUCAAGAGGCUUUCAAGGGCACACAUAUACAUAUAUAUAUGCUGAUAAACACACACACAAACAGAAGCAUAGGAGUGACAGGUGCACACACAGACAAAUAUAAUGUAAGGGAAACACUGUAAAUAUAAGAGAUUAUGGAUUUUUCUUUGGUGAAAGAUUCCGACAUUCUUCUGACUAAGUGCAUUGUGUUAACAUACCAGACUGUAUUUUACUCUGAAGAACUUUCUGACAAAGACAUCCGUCUGAAUUUAUUCAGCUCUACAAUCUUUUCCCUCUACGUCGCUUUCUUUUUUCUGUCAGUCCACUUUCUGUCGUUACUUUAUUUUAUCCUGCGAGUAUUUCAGUGUUUUCUACUCUUCCAUUUAGUUUUCUUCAGAUGUUUGAAUGUAUAUUUUCUACACGAUUCCUGAUGGAGUGGGGACCAAAACCUUUUGUACCUCUCUGUCCGUGACUCGAGAAGGAGGGAGACUGGGGACUAACAAGACCCGACCAUGUUUUUCCAUAAACAUCUUAGUCAUUCAAUCUGGUUCAGAUGGAUUAUUGGCGCAAAUCCAACCUUAAAGCGUAUUGUUAGUGUGCAAUAUCUGACAACGCCCAAUGUAAGGCUCAGCUGGACCCCAAUCAUGCCACCUUCUCUCUGCAAUGUGUUUCUGCCAUCAAAGACCCAUUGCUUUGAAUGGGACUAAUCCGCAUUACAAUCAUCCCUCAUGUCAGUGGACCCUGUUGCACAUUUAAAAAGACCCUUUUCAACGUCUCCACUCUUUUCAGACACAGAUGGCCAGAGCAAAAAGAGAAGUUCCUUCUGAACCCACGGACCAUGAGAGUGUUAUUGAUCGUCUCAGUCUCCGCAAUCAGUAGAUGGAACGGGAUGUCAUUCCACAUCACUUUGUCAAAACGAUAUUUAACAAUUGUAGUAGAAAAACAAAACAUAACUUGCAAAAGAAUUCUAAUUUGACUAUUUAAGAUGCCUUUUAAAUUGAAUACAUUGUAAUCGCAUGUGCCAAAAAAAUCAAAGGGAAAUGCCUUCGCUGAGAUGCUUUUAAGAAACGGGGGCCCGGUCCCUCUGCCCCUCAGCUUAGAAAACAACAAACAAGAGUCGAAAGCUGGCGACACACAACACAAACACUUUUUGACGUUUUGUACAAGGAAUGUUGUCUGCAGCAUAGACGUGGCUUAGUUUUCAUUUGAGAUAAUCGGACCGUUGGUAUUGCAACAAAAAUCAGCUCCAUUAAGUUUCGUGUGUUUUAGUCCGUCGUGGUCUCCACGUCCUCUGCCGACUGAUGCAGACGCAAAUCCACGGUCCGAUUUCUCCUCGUGAGUAUCUCUGCUCCACAGUAGCCAGCAAGAACAAACACAGACAAAGGGAUUCUGUAAAUAACAAGGGCAUGCAAAGACAGUUCUGUUGUGUUUCAGAUGAAAGUCGAUUUAUUUACAUAUCAAAGGUGAAAAAAAAAGAAAAAUAGAGAUGUUUUUGAACUAUGUUAUAACAUUAUACACUACCAAUAUGUGUUACGACUACAGAAACUGUGUUACUACUCUGAAUGUGGGAGUGACCAUUCCUAUUCAAAUGUCUUGUAAUUCUACAAUAUAAUGAUAAUUAGUAUUAAUAUGAUUACUGUGCCAAAGGGGAGGGGGGGUGUCUAGCUUAUAUCUUGUGGGUAAAUACGUGGUUUCAUGAAAAAGUUAAAAAAAAUGUAAAUCUGUUUCUAUUGUUUUGGAUAUUUUCUAUAUAAAUAUUCCAUAUUUUCCAGUGUUAAAGCAAUAUUACCCAUACGUACACACGGUGCACAUCUGAAACAAUGUUUUAGAUUGUAUUUUCUUUCUCAGCCUGCUGUAAUUUCUGGUGGACGAUUCAUCAAGGAAAAUUGCAGGAGGAUAAGUUGACAUUUUUCUUUAUGUAAAGAGGGACACAUUUAAUCCUUUCCAGUAACAAAGAAGGUGCAAUUCCAUAUUUCUGCGCUGUUAUUUUCUCAUUUUGGGCUUGUAGUUCCACUUCUCCCCCCCCCCCCCCCCCCCUUUUCUGGAAAAUAUUCCCCGGCUUAACUUUCAAUCAGAGUCCAAUCUACUUCUGAUAUAACUGCUUUGUGAGAUCGUUGAAGAGCUGUUUGUGCAAUUUAUUAUCUGAUACUUUUGGUUUUGGCGUUUAUUAAGAUGUGCGCCCUGCCGAUUAAGACACUAACCUGGUGAAAAAGCUUGCGGCGAGAGCCGUCCGUCAUUGUUGUUGACCCGUCUGUGCAUCAUUACCUCUACUUCUACUCAUCUUGAUUUAACAACGGAGGCGCUGACCUGUCUUCAGAAAACGAAAGCUGUGUUAUUGCUGAGAUGUUGUCGGGGAGCAGUUCUUGUGUUACAAACGCUCGCGUCAGCACUUGAGCGGCGCUUUCUCAGCCCCCCGGGUGAGGCUCCGCGGUCGUGUGCUACUACCUCUGCAGAAAAAGACAUCCUGUUGUCUUUAAGGCCUCAUUUCUGUGACAUCAUCGGCUCCUUUUAUAGUCACGCUGUCGUUAAAGCGGAUGUAAAUCUUGGUCGCACGUAAAAAAAUACAGCAGGUAUUUGUAUUUGCACGAUCCACACAAACUCAGAAAUAUUUAUCUGUCGUGUAGCAUUUCAGCAAAGUACAAUUUCAUCUCCUCUAUCAUUUGAAUCCAAUCUCUUUUAGCUGUCUGGGGAUUUUUACACCUGAACAUUUAAUAACGCUGCUCCACAUUUGACCCCGUAUUUUUCCGAGCAGAUCUCAGCAAAAUUACUAUUUUUUUUCCUAAUAUAUUUUUGCCAAAACAUCAUGACGAUGUGGAUGAGUAAAUUCUUGUGCUCGCCAGGAAGAUGAUCUCUUGAUGAUUUCUACCCAAAAUGCUUUUAUUUUCAUAAAUGCACUCUAAAGAAUUGGAUUGUUAAUCCCUGCCCUCAAAAAUACUUUUAAUCCAGACAUGCUCAUCAUGCUGGAAAAAGACACAAGGUCAUUUAUUUUAUACUUUGUGAAUAAAAAUAUAAAAACCAGUGCUGGUUUGGAGCCCGAUAUACAAAAUCACGUUUCGCUCCCCUGCUAAGCCUCCUUUUCAGCAGCACUUGGCUUCGAGGUGCGUUCUAAUUCAUUUUGGGAUGGCAGGAAUCUGAAAUCCGCGGGCACUGAUGAGACAGACCAAUGUGGCGGAGCUGUGUGCAAGCAGCCUCUCUUACUGCCCUGCCCAGCAAUUUGUCUGAUAUGGUCCAUGUUUACUGUGUAAACACCACAAAAACAUAUGGUUGGACAGGUUUACAGGGCCGGCUGGAAGGAGUUUGUUUUUUCAGUCAGUCGCUGUCAAGAGGCUCCCGCAUCAUUGUUCUAAAUAAGGCCCUGUGAUGAACGCCUUCACAAAUGGUUUCUUCCCCUUUGAGCAGCGUUAAUGAAAUGAGUAAAUCACAACAGUGUUGGCCCGAUGCACAGUGGGGGGGCUCGGUAUAUAAAUGCUUGUAUACUCUGAGGCUGAGAUGAGCCAGCCCAGCAGAAACUUUGUGCGCACAGAUGAAGAGAAAUCGAUGAGCAGUAUGGGUAGAAUCCCAACCAUACGCAUCCCUACGGGUAAAUGAUUCAUGAAAAAAAAGAGAUGAAAAAUAUUUUUUGAUGGGCAACACUGCCGCUGGUUUGAUGAAGGUCCUCCGGGCUCACAGCUACACGUCUUUAGAAAUCAUCAACGGUGUUUUUGUAAGUUGGUCCAAACGUUGCUGAUUUGAGUGUUGCUUUUUAUAACUGACUGAAGAGUGUUUUAAUACGCGGUUGUUUCCUUUGCCAAUAGAAGUGUAGAUCAUAGAUGGGGGAAGGAGAAGAAGCAGAUAAGAAAUUAGGUUCGUAUUAGGUCAGUAUUUUAUUGAUUAGAAGAAGUAAAAGAGGAGUUUGUGUAUUUAUUUGGCUUCUGUAUCAAGUGGAAUAACUUGUUUGAUUUAAUUGUGAAAUACAUUCAGUGAAACUAGUGUUUCUUUUGAAGAGAGAAUUAAACUGACCUGAGCUGUGAUUAUCACACCAUGUAUCACAGAGGUAUCCUUGCAGGGCAUUAUGGGUAAGCAAAGAAACGCCGAUGUGCAAGACUUCUUUGAACAGUCAAGGAACAUUGUUUUCUGCUUUUUUAUAUUUUUUAUGGAUCAUCUUGCGUUAGAAACAUAAAAUCCCCCAAUUAUGCCCUCUUGCUUUAAAUGCUGAUGAGAUUACAAUUGUCAGAGAUAUCAAUAAGGAGAUGAAUGUUAUAUAAUAGUAAUAUUUACAUGCUACUACUCACUUGUGUGUUUCUGGAGCAGACCUCGAAAAAACAAUGAAUUAUAACGCUGCGUUGUACUUCAAUCUUAUUACAACCCAGGUUCAUCAAUACCUUAAGCCCAGUUAAAAGGAAGUGGAAUUGGCUUAGUGAGUGUGUAGAAUCUAUUAUUUCUAAAUUAGAAUUUGAAAAUGACUGCUACUGAGAGGAAAACGAUGACACGUGUUUACUAGUUAUUUAUUUUAAAAUGUCCUUGUAGUCGGGCUUGAAAUCCGCAGUAGUAUAACAUCAGUAUCUCCACUCAGUGCCAACUUCCUCUCAUCUCCGUAUCAAGUGCUUUUUUUUUGGUGGGGGGGGGAUGAACACGAGUAAUUUAAAUAAUUUGGACACACAAACAAGACCUCUGUUGGAAAUCAAUUCAAAAUGUCUUUCUGAAGCUGUUGAAUAACGCCAACGUCUUGUAAAUGUAACAAAGAGCGUUAAUUCAUCAUCUUUUUAAGGACGCCUCGCUGUGUUUCUGCUCCCCCGCCGGCAUUAUGAGUAACUGUUAAUUAGCAUUACUGUUUUUUAUCGCUUUGUUAUUUUUUUGGUUUUGCUUUCUCUCUCAGAACGGUAGAAUGUAUUCUGAUGCUGUGUAUUUGUGUCAUAUUGGAAGGUGGUUUUAUAUUUGGAUAUUUUCACUCAGGCCUGUGAAAUGUGACAACAUACUGCAGAGGGUUUCAAAGUGGCUUUUUAGAGGGGGGGGUUAUAGACAACUAAGUCGUUCGGAUUUUAUGUUCUAUCUGUUUUUAAUAAGCUUUAGACUCAGAUCUCAUCAGAUACGCUAUUCUACGCCAGCGGUUUGGUGAUUUAGAUCCAACAUGGAUUCCACGCCGUCUUGUCGCUGACACGUGGGCCUCGUUCACAGGCCUUUUUUCCCCCGCGGGCUCCCAACAGACCCGGCACAGAGAACAACAAGCAGCUCUGGCCAAACUAAGAGUUCUUCUCAUCUUCCAAUUAAUGAAUGAAUCUCCCGGCUCCAGAGUGGCCCUCAGCGGUGCCCCGUGACGGCCCCUCUGCGGGCUGAUCUGUGGCCCACCGGGAACCAGGAAGCGGGCCGCGUUAACGAGACCCUCGCUGUGUUUUUAACGCCGCGCUGCUUUUGUUUAUCCGAGGACACUAGAAAUGAGGAGUAGGGAGGUUUUUUAAAAGGGCCCCGCAACGAGGAUUUGCAUGUGCGCGUCCCCUGCGGGUGUGAUGUAUCUUAUGUCCUUAGUUGUCCUCAAGCAAUAAGACAGCACAUGUAACAUUGUGCGGUUAAAGGGACAGCCAGAUUAGGUUCCAUAAAACUGUAAAAUGGCACAAUAGUCGGUACGACCUAUCCGUUAAACAUAUGUCUAUUCAACAUGUGGACAUUACAAAGCGGCCAUUGUAGAAGCAUUGAUGGGAUUUGAACCACCAGGUGUGCAGAAGGAGAAGAAGCGGCGAGCGGCAGCAGUUAGACGAGCAGACGGCUGCAGCUCGCCGCUCAUCCCCGCGAGCCGCUCGCUGAUGUGAAAGAAGAACACUCUGCUACCACCACAGCACUUUGGUGUUAACGGGUGGUUUUCUUUUGUUUUCUUAAAUGUCCCCGUGGUUUGACUCAGUCGAACGCCCACACGCUGAGCGCCAGAGAAGAGCGCGAGGAGUCGCCUUCUAGCGGAACGAAGGAGGCCGCGGGGGCCAAUCAUCAGCUCUAAACUCACUCGCUCUCCGUGAUGUCACGGGUCUCUUAAUGGGUUUUUCCCUGCGGGGAUGGAAGGUGACGGUCAGUGUGGCCGCCGUGUUGGGGGGGAAACUAAGAAGUGUUUUUGCUUUUUUAAUCAUGUUAUUGCCGUUAAAUCUUUGUGUAAAUGUACUACAAAGUACCUUUUGAAUCGUUAUGGAAAUCAUUAUUAAAAACAAUAACUGAG
This is a messenger RNA of Gasterosteus aculeatus aculeatus (three-spined stickleback), 10891 nucleotides long. The record is from RefSeq and is a predicted model, not a curated record. NCBI's taxonomy places the organism in Eukaryota, Metazoa, Chordata, Actinopteri, Perciformes, Gasterosteidae.